Soboliphyme baturini is the source of this 204-nucleotide messenger RNA. NCBI's taxonomy places the organism in Eukaryota, Metazoa, Nematoda, Enoplea, Dioctophymatida, Soboliphymatidae. The record is from the annotation of a GenBank genome assembly.
AUGUGGUUUGCUCGGAGGAAAAAGAACGAUUUUCUGCGAGGCGCUCACGUCGUGACGUCAACCGCCAUGAGUAGCGGCAGCGUUCGCCUCCGAAUCGGCGGCAGGCAUGCCCUCGUCGCGCGCGGCCUGUGCUCUGCGAUCAAGAGCGGUGCGCAAUCGCUUUCUGGACUCGAACCGGAAAGUGACAGCAAGAUGGAUCAGUGA